Messenger RNA from Momordica charantia (bitter melon), 1512 nucleotides. Its product is annotated as lipid phosphate phosphatase 2. Gene Ontology annotation, biological process: phospholipid dephosphorylation; phospholipid metabolic process. Gene Ontology annotation, molecular function: phosphatidate phosphatase activity. The record is from RefSeq and is a predicted model, not a curated record. NCBI's taxonomy places the organism in Eukaryota, Viridiplantae, Streptophyta, Magnoliopsida, Cucurbitales, Cucurbitaceae. Gene Ontology annotation, cellular component: membrane.
CGAUGGGAAUCGUAAAAGUCAACGAGUCGAAUUCUUCAAACUCGUCGCAAGAAAUUUUCCAAGAAAUAUCGACUAUUCGGUAUUCACUCGCUCCCCUACCGUAUAUUAAGAUUCAUCGCCCGACGGUUAAUCGCCGUUGUCCUCAAUUCAACGGCGUCGUAUCGUAUCCCUCGUCAACCGUCGGCCUCAAUUUCAUCAAACAGUUCGAGGGACAAAGAAAAAGUUUUUGGAUUCAGUCACUGUGACGGACCCAUCUCCAUUUUUCUCAAAGGAUUCCUCUUUUGUCAUUUGGAGCAACACCACAAAGUUUGCAAGUGAAAAAUCUUCUGUUCUGUUCGUCCAUGGCGUGGUGGAGGAAAUUAGUUUCCUUCUUCUCUUUCCCAACUAUAUUUCAGGGUGGGACAAGGGAGAUAGAUCCAGCAGCACAUACAAUAAAAUCCCAUGGAGCCAAAGUUGCAAAGAUUCACUUACAUGAUUGGCUGAUACUUCUGCUUCUUGUUGCAAUUGAAGUCACUUUAGUGUCAAUUCAUCCAUUUUACCGCUAUGUGGGAAAGGAUAUGAUGGAAGAUCUUAAGUUCCCCUUCAAAGAUAAUACAGUUCCUGUAUGGUCUGUCCCUUUGUAUGCUGUUAUACUGCCUAUUUUGAUAUUCCUGUUCAUCUAUAUACGGCGGAGGGACGUCUAUGAUCUGCAUCACGCCAUUUUAGGCCUAUUAUUUUCUGUCCUGAUUACCGCUAUCAUCACCGACGCUAUAAAGAAUGGCGUUGGCCGCCCUCGACCCAACUUCUUUUGGCGUUGCUUUCCCGAUGGCAAAGAGGCCUACGAUCGAUCGGGAAACGUGAUAUGUAGCGGGAAGGAGAGCGAAAUAAGGGAAGGACACAAGAGUUUCCCUAGUGGUCAUACUUCAUGGUCCUUCGCAGGCUUGGGAUUUCUUGCCUUUUACCUAUCUGGGAAGAUCCAAGCAUUUGAUGGCAGAGGACAUGUUGCAAAACUAUGCCUCGUCUUUCUCCCACUGCUCGGCGCAUCGCUCGUGGGCGUUUCUAGAGUGAAUGACUAUUGGCACCAUUGGCAAGACGUGUUCGCCGGGGCUAUUAUAGGAUUGGUCGUUUCAGGAUUUUGCUACCUUCAAUUCUUCCCACCUCCCUAUAAUGACAAUGGAUGGGGACCAUACGCUUACUUCCAAGCACAGGAGGAGUUUCGUGCCAAUGCAAAUGUGACUCGAUCCAUGGCUGUCGGUGAUGCGCCUGUACCUGAGCUACGUCCGAGACCAAAUGGAGAUACGUACUUCACACCAUCGCCUUUGCAUCGAGUGCCCAGCCAAACCUACGACGACAUGGAAAUGGGGGGAAGAUGAUUGAUACAGUUUGUUAUCUCCGUGGAGGUCUUUUUCUUUGCUUUUGCUUGGUGUUUAGGAGACUAUAUUUUUUGUGUGAAUAGAUGUAAUGUAAUAGAAGUGGUUGAGAUAUUUGAAUCUAGUAGCUUCAUGAAUAAGAAAACCAGUUUCUUUUUCCUCU